Molecule: messenger RNA, 1924 nt
Organism: Myotis brandtii (Brandt's bat)
Lineage: Eukaryota; Metazoa; Chordata; Mammalia; Chiroptera; Vespertilionidae
Product: histone H2B type 2-F
Exons: 3
Coding region: 56-535 (159 amino acids)
Cellular component (GO): nucleosome
Molecular function (GO): DNA binding; protein heterodimerization activity; structural constituent of chromatin
Source: RefSeq, a predicted model, not a curated record
CAACUCGCUGGUACUCGCGGUUGGUUCAAUUCGUGAGCGGUUUCUCUUCCCGAAGAUGCCGGAUCCAGCGAAGUCUGCUCCUGCUCCCAAGAAGGGCUCCAAGAAGGCUGUGACCAAGGUGCAGAAGAAGGAUGGGAAGAAGCGCAAGCGCAGCCGCAAGGAGAGCUACUCCGUGUACGUGUACAAGGUGCUGAAGCAAGUUCAUCCGGACACCGGCAUCUCGUCCAAGGCCAUGGGCAUCAUGAAUUCCUUCGUCAACGACAUCUUCGAGCGCAUCGCCGGCGAGGCGUCGCGCCUGGCGCAUUACAACAAGCGCUCGACCAUCACGUCCCGCGAGAUCCAGACGGCCGUGCGCCUGCUGCUGCCCGGCGAGCUGGCCAAGCACGCGGUGUCUGAAGGCACCAAGGCCGUCACCAAGUACACCAGCUCCAAGCUUUAUUCUGCCCUUCCAGAAGAAGUGGGCCUCAAAGUCACAGCCAGACUCCAGAAGAUUGCUGUUUCCCUGGGGAUCAUGUCAGUGCUUCCUCAAAACUAAAUUAUCUUAUCGGAGAAUACAUUUGGGAAAUGUAUUUCUCCAGAAUGUGUAAGCCAAUUCUUUCUAGUGGUUCUUAGAGACUUUAUACCUCCAUUAACUCACGUAACAUGUUUGGGAAUCUCUCCCUUUAGCCUAUGCUCCCUCUCCACAAUUUACUUCCUGUCCUCUCUAAGGGUUAAGGAGUAGUAAGUGCUUAGUGUGAUAUGUAGAUGAAAGGGGAAGGCAUGAAGAUGAGCUGCUUACUUAUGCUUUGGGGGUUUUGACCCCAUAUUUAAAAACAAAGCAAGGAGUGAGGAAUAAAGGAAGCGCAGCAAACACUUUAUUGGCUCCCAUUUUACUGCUAAUGUGCAUUAACAAAGUCUGUACCUAAAAGCCCAGAUUUUCAACUUCCAGCAUUUUAUUUUAUUUUUUUAACAUCUUGCCAAAGCUUAAUAUACAGUUCUCUUAGGGUCUUCUCUUAGGAAUCCCACUUUGGAGAUUCCUCCUGGGGCUAAGAACCUAAUGGACUCUUGUAGAAGCACCGGUGGUCAUAGAAUGAGUUUUAGGGCUCUCCCUAGGGGGCCUGGAACAUGAGGAACAACUCCUCCUCCCACCCCUUACCCUCCCCUGACCCGCCCUCCUCCUAACCAGUUGCCUGUUCUCCAUAACGGUCUACUCUGGAGUGUGGAACUUAGGCCUGGGCGCCCUGGGGAGUGGACCCAAGAGCCUCUCAAAUGAAGCCGUGGUAGGUCCAACAGACCCUGGCAAGCCCUGGCAAGCCCUGCUAAAUCUGACAGCUCAGAAAGAACUCACCUCCUUCCCCCACACCCAAACCCACCCUCCUCCCUCCUGGUUGCAUCAGUCAGUCCCCUCCAGGGUCCUGUUCUCAGUCCUGGGACCUCCUGUCGUCGGGAAAAAAUGGGCCUUGGGCCCCUGAGCGUGCAGGCCCGGGGUUCCGCGAUGCAUUUCGGAGCAGACCUUGCAGAGCCUGGAGGCUCCCUGCACGGGGGCCUGCUGCUUCCGGCAGCCGCGUCCCUUCCCGGCUCCGAGGGCGGAAGACAGCAGGAAGGCGAUAGAACAGACCAUGAAACCAGACAGAAGUUGGUGACUGGAGGCCUGUCAAAGAAAAUGACAAAGAAGAAAUGCCAUUCAGAAACCAGAGGGAUCUGACUGAGUUAUGUGGAAGACAAGGCUGGCUGAGACCUGCUAUGCCUGUCCCCAGUGGAGACACUGAUCAUUUCAGGGGCAGGAAGGAGCUGGAGGUGGCUCUAGCUGGGCUACAUGGCUUACGGACAAGGGGCAGGCUCCUCAUAGGACCUGAACUGCCAGGGCCCUGUCAGUGGACAGAGACAACUGCUCUUUCUAUAUAAUGCUUGAAAUGAAUUUGGAUUGAAGAUAAACAUUUUCCCC